Molecule: messenger RNA, 5323 nt
Organism: Perca fluviatilis (European perch)
Lineage: Eukaryota; Metazoa; Chordata; Actinopteri; Perciformes; Percidae
Product: protein NLRC3-like
Exons: 14
Coding region: 745-3729 (994 amino acids)
Molecular function (GO): protein binding
Source: RefSeq, a predicted model, not a curated record
CUGUGCUUUCUGUGUCUGUUGUUGGUUCGUCUUCAUACUUUUAUUUGAGAAGUCGCCUCCUGUUCCUGCUGUAGUCUGUGUUCCUGGUGUUUCCCCGUACUUCUGUGUUCAUUUUUUAUUUUUCCCGGGCCUUGCGUGUUCCUUGGUUUUUCCCUGUUUGGAUAUUACUUCAGUUUAGGAGUUUGUAAGUUUAAUUGUCUCUAUCUACACUUGCCAAGACAAACCUGAUGCAUGUAAUCAACACUCAGAGAGAACUAGACAACAGACGUGUCUGCUCGUCCAGAGCCUGAAGGUGAACAGAGAUGGCCGGGGCCGGACUAUAAUUCAGGCUGGGCAUCAGUCCAGGGAGGAGCACUGAGAGGUAAAGGUAUGAAGGCAGACUGCCAGACUCCAUUUUACACUCGACAGAGCAGAGACAACAUGCUGUCUGAGGCAGGAUUCUUGGCCAAUAGAGCUGAGUGUGAUCUGAUGAGAGGAGGAGCAAAACAGGGAGCGACACUGAGAGGUAAAGGUAUGAAGGCAGACUGCCAGACUCCAUUUUACACUCGACAGAGCAGAGGACAACAGGCUGUCUGAGGCAGGGUACUUAAAGAAGUGUUUCACUGCUGGGAAGAUGACCUCAUAAAACUGUGCUGUCUUUGCAGCAGAAAGCUCAAGACGAAGGUAGAAAACCUACAACUACCAGAAUGCACUGCGCCACACUGGGCCAAUAAAUGCUCCCGCUGGCAACUCUCAGACUUGAAGAUGAGUCAAUUACAAGAACAGGAGGACAGAUCAAAGUCCCCAGCACCCAGCUGUCAGUCUGUGAAGAAUGACACAGAUAGGUCCAAUGACAGACCUAUAAACUUCAGUAAUGAACCUGGACCCUCAGACACAAAACAGAGAGCAGCGUCUCCAACACCCAGCUAUCUGUCUAUGAAGAGUGAGCGGUCCAUUGACAGAGAUAUAAACUUCAGUAAUGAACCUGGGGCCUCACACACAAAAGAGAAGAAAAGAACUCAUGAUUCUGUGGAGGAACAGCCGUCCUGCUGUGCUUUGUGUCAGGACGUCCUGAAGGAUCCAGUCUCUACCAGCUGUGGACACGGUUUCUGUAGACAGUGCAUCACCUCAGACUCCUCCUGUCCCCAAUGUGGAAAAAGAUCCAAAACAAUGCUGUCGCUGUUGGCAGUUCCUGUUCUGCAGGAUGUUGUACUUGGACAUAAGAUCAGUCAGAAGACGAGUUUUAAACAUGUAAUUGAAGGAACUUGUGAAAUAGGAAAAACAGGAAGUAAAACCCUCCUCAACAAGAUCUACACUGAGAUCUACAUCGCAAAGGGACAGAGUGAAGAAGUUAAUACCCAACAUGAGGUGAUGCAGCUCAAGACAGCUUCCAAGAAUAAGAUCUUUCUCGCCAAUCCAAUCAAGUGCCAUGACAUCUUUAAAGCCUUACCUGAUGAACAGAAACACAUCAGAGUUGUUUUGAUGUGCGGCGUCGCUGGCGUUGGAAAAACCUUCUCAGUUCAGAAGUUCUGUCUGGACUGGGCCGAGGGUUUGGAGAACCAAGAUAUCAGUCUGGUGAUUCCUCUUUCCUUCAGGGAGCUGAACUUGAUCAAAGAUGAGCAGUACAGUCUUCUGGAGCUGCUCCGUGUUUUUCAUCCAUCUUUACAGAAGCUCACAGCAGAGCAGCUCACUCGCACUAAAGUUCUCUUCAUCUUUGACGGCCUGGAUGAAAGCAGACUUUACCUGGAUUUCAAAAACAAUAAGGCUGUUUCUGAUGUCACACAGAAGUCAUCAGUCAACGUGCUGUUGACAAACCUCAUCCAGGGGAAGCUGCUUCCCUCAGCUCUCGUCUGGAUAACUUCCCGACCUGCAGCAGCCAAUCAGAUCCCUCCUGCGUGUGUUGACAGGGUGACAGAAGUACAAGGCUUCACUGACGACCAGAAGGAGGAGUACUUCAGGAAGAGAGUCAGUGAUGAAGAGCUGUCCAGCAGAAUCAUCUCCCACAUCAAGACAUCCAGGAGCCUCCACAUCAUGUGUCUGAUCCCAGUCUUCUGCUGGAUCACUGCUACAGUUCUGAACCACAUGUUGACUACAGACCAGAGAGGAGAGCUGCCCAAGACCCUGACUGACAUGUACUCACACUUCCUGCUGGUUCAGACAAAGAGGAAGAAGCUCAAGUAUGCUGAGGGACAUGAGACGAGUCCACAGGAGCUGACGGAGGCUGACAGGGAAGUUCUUCUGAAGCUGGGGAGGCUGGCGUUUGAAGAGCUGCAGAAAGGAAACAUCAUGUUCUACCAAGAAGACCUGGAGCGCUGUGGUCUGGAUGUCACAGAGGCCUCGCUGUACUCAGGAGUUUGUUCAGAGAUCUUCAAAAGAGAGAGUGUGAUCUUCCAGAAAACAGUCUACUGCUUCGUUCAUCUGAGCGUUCAGGAGUUUCUGGCUGCAGUCUACCUGUUCCACUGUUACACCAACAGGAACACACAGGUACUCAAGGACUUCAUGGAUGAUGAUGAUGAUGAAGAGGAUGUUGUUGAUUGGGACAAUGACCAUUACCCAUCCCUGGAUGUCUUCCUGAAGACAGCCAUGAAUAAAUCCCUCAAAAGUAAAAAUGGCCACCUGGACCUGUUUGUCCGCUUCCUUCAUGGCCUCCCUCUGGAGUCCAACCAGAGACUCUUAGAAGGCCUGCUGGGUCAGACAGACAACAGUCCAGAAAUCAUCCAGAGAGCCAUCAACAACCUGAAGAAGAUGGACAAAGAUGGGAUAUCUCCUGACCGAAUUAUCAACAUCUUCCACUGUCUGAUAGAGAUGGACGACCGCUCGGUCCAUCAGGAGAUCCAAGAGUUCCUGAAAUCAGAGAACCGAUCAAAGAAGCAACUCUCUGAGAUCCACUGCUCAGCUCUGGCAUACACACUGCAGAUGUCAGAGGAGGUUCUGGAUGAGUUGGACCUGGAGAAGUACAACACAAUGACAUGGGCACGACAGAGACUGAUUCCAGCUGUUAGGAACUGCAGAAAGGCUCGACUUACUGGCCUUAGACCUUCAAAGACUCACUGUGAAGUUUUGGCCUCAGCUCUGAAGUCCAACCCCUCUCAUCUGAUAGAGCUGGACAUGGGUGACGAUUGCAUCUUCGUGGAGGAGUCAGGAGUGAAGUGUCUGUCUGCUGGAUUGGAAAGUCCAAACUGUAGACUGGAGACUCUGAGACUGAGGGACUGCAGUUUGUCAGAGGUCGGCUGUGCUUCUGUGGUCUCGGCGCUGAAGUCCAACCCCUCCCAUCUGAGAGAGCUGGAUCUGAGUCACAAUGUGCUGAAGGAUUCAGGAGUGAAGCUGCUGUGUGAUUUUCUGGAGAAUCCUCACUGUAAACUGGAGAUUCUGAGAUUGGGGAGCUGCAUAUUGUCAGAGAUCAGCUGUGCUUCUCUGGUCACAGCUUUGAACUCCAACCCCUCCCAUCUCAGAGAGCUGGACCUCAGUAACAACGAGCUGAAGGAUUCAGGAGUGAAGCAUCUGUGUUAUUUUCUGGAGAGUUCAAACUGUAGACUGGAGACUCUGAAAUUAUGGAAAUGCACAUUGUCAGAGAUCAGUUGUGAUAAUCUGGCCUCAGCUCUGAAGGCCAACCCCUCCCAUCUGAGAGAGCUGGACCUGAGUGACAACAAGCUUCAGGAUUCAGACGUGAAGCUGCUCUCUAAUCUUGUGGAGAGUCCAAGCUGUAGACUGGAGACUCUGAGGAUCGAUGGCUGGAAACACCAGAAAUGAAUGUCCUUUAAACUGUGGGACGUUCGUCCAGUGAAGACCUCAGGGACUGAGUGAGCAAGGGAGAGCUACUCAGGAGGGGAGAUCUACUCGGCACAUAUAAUUCAAAACUAUAACUCAGCAACUGCCCAGUCGCAUACCAACUGCCCAGUUGCAUAACAACUGCCCAGCAUCUGACAACUCAAAGCCAACACAGAGCCAAGUCUAAACCAACCUAAAGCCAACUCGAUCAAAACCUGUAAAUACCAAAGCCAACACUAACUAGAAGCCAACUCGAACCUGAAAAAAACGAUCUUGAAGCCAAGUCCUAGCCAGCCCAAGCCAGUUGGUUUACUUUCAAUUAUUUUUAAAACACACUCUAAGAACUAACUCAAACUAAAACUACCAAAUACACUCCUAAAUUAAACUAAGAUGUGCCCAACCAACAUCUCUUACUUCAGGGUACAGUGCAGAGUAUGUAAUGCAGAUGUAAUAUCAAAUGAUACCACAAGAUGGCGCCAUAAAGCAACUGUAAAAUCACAUCAGUUAGUUACUGAAGUUACAUACUGUAAACCACAUCUGCAUGCACUGUAUUCUCCAUUUGGAUAUGUGUUUUCAUAUUUAGUCAUGUGUGGAAAAUUUACACCAAACAUUUUUUUGGAGACGCACAGAUGCCUGCUACUAACGGUGAAAAAACAAUCAUAAAUUACAAUAAAAAAUUAUAUUGUAAAUUGAUUUUGUAUAGAAUGAUGAUGAUGAUGAUGAUGAUGAUGAUGAUGAUGAUGAUGAUGAUGAUAAUAAUAAUAAUAAUAGUAAUAAUAGUAAUAAUAGUAAUAGUAAUAUAAAAUGCAAUAAUAAAAUGCCUGAAAGCUGACAGCAUCACCCUGAACUGAACUCCAUUGAACAUUUAUUAUAACCUAUGAAUCAGGUUUUUAUUACAGGUCAGAUGUGUUUAUUUGAUAUUUUAACAUUGGAGAUCAAUUUUCCAAUAAAAAAACUAUUCUGGCACUGCUCAAAAAAUAAAUAAAUUUGUCAUCACGUUACCCUUUAGCGUUGGUCUGUAUUUAAAGAUGGUGUCUCCUCCUUUUGUACCUUCCCUAUCAAAAUCUAAUAAAUAUGUUUUUGCCUUUGCCUUCUUAUUAGUGAAAAGACUAAUUUUAACUAAAUUGAAAUUAAGAACCCCCCCCCCCCACCUGUAAUGCACGUUGGUUGGCGGAUGUCCUUUAUUCCUUCAAUUAGAACAAAUUAGACUUUCUACAAGGAGUUCUUCUCAAAAAUGUUGGAAGGUAUUGGGCCCAUUCUUUCUAUAUUUUGAGAAUAUUAGUUUCUCACAUAUUUCUGACUACGACUAGAUUGGCCUAGUCCUGGCAAUAUGUCCUAUUUUGUUAGGGUGACUACCUAUUGUAAUGUUUUGCUGAAUUUGGAUGCUGUAUGUAUGUAUUUUUGUAUUUAAUCCUCAUUACUGACUGUAAGGGGGUUGUUGUGUUUUGGUUUGCUUUGAUUUGUUUAUUUUAUUUUGUGUAUGUCAGCAAAAAAGGAAACUUAUUUUUAUACAUAUAUUUUUCAACUGCUUUUGUAUUGCUGUUUUGAAAUUAAUAAACAAACCUGAACAAGAAAA